Haliotis rubra (blacklip abalone) is the source of this 675-nucleotide messenger RNA. RefSeq lists its product as uncharacterized. The record is from RefSeq and is a predicted model, not a curated record. The transcript is spliced from 3 exons. Bases 25 to 612 code for a protein of 195 amino acids. Lineage: Eukaryota; Metazoa; Mollusca; Gastropoda; Lepetellida; Haliotidae.
CUUUCCGUGAAACAAGUGUUGAAAAUGACUUAUUGUGGCCGCGACUGGCUCCGAGGGGCAAGAACAGCUCCAGAGAUUCAGCAUCUGUUCAACAGUGAACUUCUGGAUGAGUUUGACUCCAUCCGCCUUUGGCUCCAACUGAUCCGAAGCGCCAUCCUCAAAGAAAAUGAGGUGACUGAGAACAAGAGAGGCAAGCGAAAUCUGUGGAUGUUACAGAGAGAGGUUGACUGUGGUUGGACACAGAUGUCCGAGCUUUUCCUCAGCAAUGAUCGCCACCCCAGCGUGCGGAACUCACUCGUCGACAUCCACAACACCGUCACCACGGCCGCCUCUCACUACAGACUCUCGCGACUUCUCCCACCACCCAUCUUCGUCCAGGGAGAACUGGUUCCCCCGGCUCUGCCCCCUAAAGCCGGGAAGCUCAGACGUUUCAUCACCAGUGUCCGUACAAGACUGGCAUAUGUUGUCUCCAAAAACAAAGUGAAACCCACAGACGUUUCUGUUGUCAAAUGCCGUGUUAGAGACACUUCUGGAUAUAAGUCUGUCUUUGUUCGUGUUGUUCAGUGUAUCAGGAACAUCACCAGCAGCAAGAACCAGGUUCUCCCUGUGUGAAAAGAUACACAUGUAUUGUAAAACCUUUCUUGAUGGGUGUACAUUGAAUGUGAUUUGUUUGAA